Pomacea canaliculata is the source of this 3143-nucleotide messenger RNA. RefSeq names its product lysosome membrane protein 2-like. The record is from RefSeq and is a predicted model, not a curated record. Lineage: Eukaryota; Metazoa; Mollusca; Gastropoda; Architaenioglossa; Ampullariidae. Gene Ontology annotation, molecular function: scavenger receptor activity. Gene Ontology annotation, cellular component: cytoplasm; membrane.
CUGUGAACAAGUUAGAAGUGCACCUGCACCGUAAGGAAUAGUGUUGUUGUGGGAGGCGAUGGGUCAUCCAGGAAAGAGCCUGUCUGACCAAGAUUUAAUUGGAAUAUAUGCAUUCAGUAAACAUGAAUAAAUUCAGCAUAAAGUAUUAAAGAAUAACAUAUGUAUCUUUAAUCAAAGAUGUAUACGUCUUGUCAAACAUAGAAGCUUUGAAUGUGGAGUUCCAUGCCUGAAGACUAGGAAAAAAAUAUUUCAGCAAUCCUUUUGAUUAGAACACAAAUAAGCUUUUAGAAAAGAUAAAGAAUUAUUUAUUUCUGUUGCUUCAAUUUUGUAGGCACUGUUUUUUUCUAGAGGAAUUUAUAGACAUGCAAAGUAUAUAUAUAUAUAGUUAUCCAAUAUUUAUCAGUGUUAUCGGGGUAGAUACUACACAUCGAUUAUCAGUGAGCGGCCUAUAUCAGGAUGUUUGUCAUUGUUAGAUUACACUACGAAAUAUGUAGUUCCAGCGAUAGACAACUCUGUCUAUAUACGAAAGUUUUGCACUGUUCAUAGCUGUGUUCAUUCCUAGUUAGGAAGGUUUGGAGAUCAUAGUUGUAAUCAAUUUUUUGAAUGACAAUAUCUUGAAGAAAACUACUGUUUUGGGAUGGGUGGCUGUACCACAGCAAAGCUUUCCCUGCUCUUUGCUGUAGGCAGUGUUUUUCUUAUUGGGGGAGGGAUCAUGAUUCCAAUCAUCAAUAUUAUCAUCAGGGACAAAAUUGAAACAGCAGUUGUUAUAGCCAAUGACAGCAUGUUGUAUGACAUAUGGCAAGACCCGCCAAUACCCAUUUAUAUGCAGUUCUACAUGUUUAAUUUAACCAACCCAGAAGAGGUAAAGGAUGGAGGUGUUCCUGCUGUGCUGCAGAAGGGGCCUUAUACAUACAGGGAGAAGCGCAUUAAGUUUGACAUUGAGUGGAAUGACAAUGGAACAGUGACUUACAAGCAAAACAGGACAUUCUAUUUUGUGAGAGACAUGUCUUGUGGUGAUGAGAACACAGAUUUCUUCACAACAGCCAAUCCUGUGUUACUGUCUGUGGUGGAAUCCCUGCAGUAUGCCCCCAGUUCUUUGCACACCAUUGUGUCUGGACUUCUCAAGGUCUAUGGUGAAGACAUCUUCAUGACACGUUCUGUGAAUGAACUACUGUGGGGUUACACUGACCCAUGUCUGCACGACCUCCACAAACUGCUUCCCAAGUGGUUCUAUACAGAGCAAGCUGGCUACUUUAUUAAUAAAAAUGCAACAGAUGAUGUGUAUACAGUCUUCACAGGAGAAAAAGACAUCAGUGCUCUUGGACUAAUUGAUAUGUAUCAAGGCUCAAGGUACCUUUCAUACUGGUCAACCCCAUGGGCAAAUAUGGUAAAUGGUACAGAUGGCACCAUCUCUCCUCCAUUUGAACAAAAUUCAGAGAUACUGUAUUUGUUUUCUUCUGAUAUUUGUAGGUCUGUUUAUGGAUUUUAUAAAGACGAUGUGAAGUCUCCUCAGGGCAUUUCACUUCAUCGUUUUGUUGGCACCCCAGAGCAGCUGGCUAACGUAACCAUUAACCCUGACAAUAUUGGAUUUUGUACUCCAGAAACAAACUGUCUUCCAUCGGGCCUUCUAAACAUCAGCAACUGUCAAAUUGUGAACUCAUUUCAUAUUCCUGCUGUGGUCUCCUUUCCUCACUUCUUCAUGGCGGACCCAUCCCUGCUGGACACUGUCGAUGGUCUCAGUCCCAAUGCAGAGGAACACCAGACAGCUGUGGAUGUUGAGCCUUGGACAGGGCAAGUUCUGCAAGCCUUCAAGAGACUACAAAUCAACAUGUACAUCACCAAAGUGCCUGGCAUUAGUGAAACAUAUAAUGUGCCAUCGGUGUAUUUGCCAGUAUUUUGGUUGAAUGAGAGUGCAGUGGUGGAUGACGAAAGAGCAUCACUCCUGCAGUCCAAACUGUUCACACCUAUGGAAAUCUGCUCUGUGCUAGAGAAAGUCUUCAUGGCUGUUGGUGCUGGGAUACUCUUGAUCGUUAUUGUCAUUAUUUUGAAGAACUGUGCACAUCACCAGGCACUAACCUCUUCAACCUCUUUAGCAGGACUGAGUGGCACAGCUACGACAUGUCAAACAGAAGAGUACAGUGACCAAGAACGGACACCUCUGUUGACAGAUGGACAGCAGCAUGCAUCAUACACACCGGUAAUACUAUAUGAUCACCAAGAAUCAAUGCCUGUCCUCACAGAUGGCCAGCAGAGUGCAGACGACCUGGAGCACCACAUCAAGUCACAGGCGACUGUCAGCAGCCUGCAGUUGAUGAAUGAACAGAUGCUAAUUCUGUCAUUUAAGUUGUUUUUUUUAACAUUAUUGCUAGGUAAGCCCCCAAGAAAGCUUUGUUUUCACUUGAUAUGUGCUAUUGUAAAAUAGCAGCGAGUUUGACAAAGCCCAGAAAUUUUCAGAUAUUGCCUUACUUGAUAUUGUGAGGUGUUUUUUUUUUAACCAUUCUUUAGUUUUUCAUAUCAUCAGUUCAUUUCGCUACAAAAUAUGAAUGUACUAUGAAUAUUUGUAUAUUUUUGCAUUUAAACACAACGAAGACAAAAAUGACUUCCAGCUUUCAUAAAAUUUAUGCUCUUUUAUAUGGGCAGCAUUACUAAAAAUUGUUAUACUGCAUCACAGUGUGUAACAUUACAUUUAAAUCAUCAUAAACAAAAUGAGUGCCUUUUUUAAUUUUAACCUGCACUAUGAAGAUGAAAUGUGGGUUUUUUUGGAAUGUGGUUUAUGAAAGGUAGUGCUGUGAUAAGGUAUAAUUCAUUGAUAAUGUUUAUAAUUAUAGAACCAGGGAUGCAAAAGCCACAUGUGUUGUAUAUCAUAAGCGUAGAAUUCACUAUAGUCAAGUGAAGAGUGAGGAGGGUAAAUGCCAUACUCCUCGAGCCCUCAACUUUAGAGCCAUUGAGUGGCAAGAGGAUGUCCACCAUGCAGUGAAUGGACAUCUCAGCAUUCAGGGAAGGAAGAGAGGGGUGGGCCCAAAUAAUUUGCCUAUGAGACCUUGACAGUGACUAUCUGACAGGAACAUCACUGUCAGUGUGAAGAUGUUGUUAUCUAUAUAGUUUAUACUGCAUAAAAUAUUAAAGGAUAUAUCAAAUACACA